Durusdinium trenchii is the source of this 1041-nucleotide messenger RNA. NCBI's taxonomy places the organism in Eukaryota, Dinophyceae, Suessiales, Symbiodiniaceae. The record is from the annotation of a GenBank genome assembly.
UAUUUGACUUGCUCGGUGCACAUCAAGGACAUCAAGAUUUGCCUUCCACCAGACGGUCUACCGUGCGUGAAUGACUGGAUUACCACCGUCCUUUCUUUCCUGUUCUCAGGAAGCCGGCUGCAUCGGGAACCUAUUGAUUUGUAUGUGCUGAAGCCAGAGGCUGCUGACGGACAGCCACGGCUUGGUAUCAAGAAGGGCUUUACGAGGAGCUCAGCCCUGUUUUUGGCACAAGUCGUGUCAGACCUUGAUCCUGUGGCUGCAAAGGACUUGAUCCAACCAUUCAUGGGAGCCAUCUUUGAGAUCUUUGGCAUUCCAUCUUCAAUAUCAUCCUUCCAAGAUGCUGAAACCAUCUCCUUUGAUGCCAUGCAAUUGAGCACACAAGGCGCAGAGAGACAGCGAAAGGGCAUAACGAGUAACAAGGUGAUGAAGAUGGCCAUGCGCUUUGAAGCUCUUCUUCAUGAGAAGAAAGCUGCUGGCGGUAUGAGCGACAAAUCAGACCGGGAUAUCAUCCAGGAAGUGAUUGGACGUUACAAUGACCACCGUGCGAACGCUGCCAUAAAAAGGUGGCAAUUGAAUGGUGAUACAACUAUGGGCGUCAUGUGCGUCGUAUGUGGCAUGACACCUGAAUCCAGAGAGAUUGUGAAUCCUAGUAUCCAAGCACUACAUUUUCGCAAAUACAAUCACUGGUGGCACACAAACUGUCGCAAGAUGAAGAAGGAUUCCACCCAAGACCUCGAUGCUUUUUUGAUGUCCAAACCACAGGAUCCAACGAUCGAGAUGGUGGGGAUGUGGCAGGACCAUAUAGGGCGGACCUUAGCAAAGCAACCCGCCACUUUGGGAUCAGCUGGAGAGACCACAGUUGAAGUUGAAGAAGCGGAAGACACUCGGGAAACAAAUCAGGAGCACUUGCGUGAUGCUGAGUACAAGAUGACGGUCGCCAACCUGAGCCACGACUUCCGUGAAGCUGUGGAUUUCAACCUUCGCAGAAACAAAGUUGAAUCCAAUCGCCAUGUGGCGGAGGCACAUAUGUGUCAAAAGUAA